GGAAUAGUUUUUGUUUAUUGGGUUGUUGAGCAGACACUACUACCCCUGAGCGCUUUUUUUUCCGCUUGGGUCCCCCGAACUGGUCAGCCGAGAGUUGCUAGGCAACUCCGAGUGGUUCCUCUCUGGUAUGGCUGUGGGUUUUCAGCGGGAGAAAAGAGCCACUGGCUUCCUGGCUUUUCUGAGGAGACUUCGCAGUAGCGGACUGCCCUGAAGGGGAAAAGAGGAGACGUGUACAAGUAGGGACUGAUAGUAGUAACAUCUGGAUUGUUGCAAGAUGAGCUUCCUGUUGCCCAAGCUGACUAGCAAAAAAGAAGUAGACCAGGCGAUAAAAAGUACUGCAGAGAAGGUGUUGGUCCUCAGGUUUGGGAGAGAUAAAGAUCCCGUCUGUAUGCAACUAGAUGAUAUUCUUUCUAAGACUUCUCCUGAUUUGAGUAAAAUGGCUGCUAUUUAUCUGGUGGAUGUGGACCAGACUCCAGUUUAUACACACUAUUUUGACAUCAGUUAUAUUCCAUCAACUGUAUUUUUUUUCAACGGGCAGCAUAUGAAAGUGGAUUAUGGGUCUCCAGAUCACACUAAAUUCGUGGGAAGUUUCAAAACCAAACAAGACUUCAUAGAUUUGAUUGAAGUAAUUUACCGAGGCGCUAUGAGGGGGAAGCUUAUUGUCCAAAGUCCUAUUGACCCCAAGAAUAUUCCCAAAUAUGACCUUCUCUAUCAAGACAUUUAGCACAUUAACUACUGUCAGAGUGGAAGAGAAAGACACAUCUGGAAUCAGUGCCCAAAUCCAGCUGUGCUGUUGGGCUGGAGUCCUUCGGAGCUAUACUGUAUCCCAGCACAGAACAUGCCGACCCCCGAGGAGAGGCCCUGCGAUGCCUGCCUGUCUCCUCCCUGCACGAGAGCAGCCACGGCCAGUUUUUCCAGCGUGAUUCCUGUAACUUCAUGCUGUGUUUGUCUUUAUUUCUUGAGAUAAUAGACUCUUCCUAAAUGUUGGCUGACACAAUUUGAUUUAAUGAUCUUUAUUUGAUAUGCAAGUUGAAAGAAAGGCAAAUUUCUGGAAAAGUAAAAAUAUGUUGUUCACAGACUCUCUUAUCCUCACUUGUCCCCUGAUUCACGUUUAUAUUCUGCCUGAUCUUUUGUCUUCAGUCCUUAUGACCCCAGUUUUUAGAACAAAUUAACUAUUGAUAGUAGAAAAGUUUGUAUUUUGGAGCUUUCUAAUCUUGACCUUUAAAACAGUGUCCUGGUUUACUUGUUUUACUAGUGUUAGUAAAUUGCCAAAGAACUUGAACUUCUUACAUUCAGUUUUACCUAAACAAAGAAUUCACAAUCUUUAGUGAGAAGGUGCAGACCUCUCCCAGGAGUCAAGAGUGCUGCUCUUCCUGAGACAGAAAACUGUACUUCAAGGGUUUAGGACUGGAAGAAGAUACUGGUGUAGCUGGGGAAAAAAAUCUUGUGAGAUUUUCUCGUGAAGAAUUCUCUUCUAGAGAAUUAACCUGCCACCACUUGGGUAAGUUACUUCUCUCAAAACCACAAGGAGCACUAGACACUGACUUUCUGGAAUGGGAGAGUAGAUGCAUAGCCAGAGAGCGAUGGGCCAGGAGGCAUGCGACCUGCAGGGGAGCCCUCAGCCUCCUUGCCAGUCAUCCCUUUUGGUACUUCCUUUUCCAGCCUUUUCUGCCAGGAAAGGUGACCACAAAAACCUUGUCUGUGCGUUGUAGGAGGGAGGUUGCUGGAUGCUUCUGUGUCCUUCACUGAUAGAUGGAGAGAGCCACUCCAGUAUUAAAACAGAACCACUCCACCACCCCUUUCAGAGUCUUCUGUCCUCCCUUACCACUUGCACGGUGAGCGUGAUGCGUGGAACUUCAGCAGCCAUCCUGGGCCAUGAAGCCACCAGCACUAGGACAAAAAUGGAAUGUGCUGAGAAGAACCAGUAAAGCCUGGGUCCCCAAUGAUAUAAUGAGCUCCUGUGUGAACAAUAGACCUUCCUCCCCAGACUUCCAUGAAAGAAGGAAACAUCUUUGGUACCUGACACUGUUAGUUGGAUUUUCUACCGAUGCCAAGUCAUUUAGUAUUUGGUGUGUGGCAAGAACUCAUUCCAGCAGACACUCAGAACUCGUAUGCAUAACAUUGUCACAUCUUUCCUCCUUAAGGCCUCAGGGCUUCUUUGUCUGAAUUCCUGGCUUAUGUUUCUCUUCCCAUUGUAGUUGCCUUCUCUUCCACAUGUGUUUAUUGAGGGCACACUGUCUGCCCCAUCCUGGGCUGGAUGCUGCACAAAGACAGUUGAUUCCUGCACAGGAAAUAGGAUUCUCAGAGGAGGCAGUGCCUGACUCUAGUAGGGUAGGAGUUACUUGUGCCACUGGAGAAGGGCUUCUCACGAGAGGGGUUGGGGGUGUGUGUGUGGUGGCUGGGGAGAGCAGGGGAGAAGGCCAUGAGCUAGAGACAGCAGGGAAAGCUACCCAAACCCAAGGGUGAGGAGACCAGAGGUGCUGUGGAGAGAAAGGCAGAAAGGGUAAGUGAAUUGAGAAAAUGCCAUGUUCUUCCUGACCUGGUGACCACAUAAUGCCAUUGGAUAAUUCUUCA
Condylura cristata (star-nosed mole) is the source of this 2574-nucleotide messenger RNA. RefSeq names its product thioredoxin-like 4B (gene TXNL4B). Bases 275 to 724 code for a protein of 149 amino acids. Gene Ontology annotation, biological process: mRNA splicing, via spliceosome. NCBI's taxonomy places the organism in Eukaryota, Metazoa, Chordata, Mammalia, Eulipotyphla, Talpidae. The record is from RefSeq and is a predicted model, not a curated record. The transcript is spliced from 4 exons. Gene Ontology annotation, cellular component: U4/U6 x U5 tri-snRNP complex; spliceosomal complex; U5 snRNP.